This is a messenger RNA of Pseudozyma hubeiensis SY62, 1197 nucleotides long. RefSeq lists its product as hypothetical. Lineage: Eukaryota; Fungi; Basidiomycota; Ustilaginomycetes; Ustilaginales; Ustilaginaceae. The coding region runs from base 1 to 1197 and encodes 398 amino acids. The transcript has a single exon. The record is from RefSeq and is a predicted model, not a curated record. Gene Ontology annotation, cellular component: mitochondrial outer membrane. Gene Ontology annotation, molecular function: ATP hydrolysis activity; ATP binding.
AUGAAGGAGGUCACGCGCAAGAUGAUGACCGACGUGGCGGUCUUUGCCAUGAGCCAGGUCGCCUUCUACUACGCAUUCAAAUUCGUCAUGACGUCUCUCGACCCGAAUCGACAAAAGCGCCAGGACUCGAAGAAGGUCGCCGACGCCAAGCUGGGCAAGCUCGGAAUCCGAGGCAAGGACCUGCAGCUGAACGAAUACGAGGAGCAAAUCUCCGCCGAGCUCAUCUUGCCAGAAGACAUUCCCGUCGAUUUUGCGUCCAUUGGAGGUCUGGACGGUAUCAUUUCUUCGCUGCAAGAGAGCGUCAUCGCCCCUCUCUGCUAUCCGGAACUCUUUGCCAAUGCGAGUGGGUUGCUCGGAGCACCCAAGGGAGUCUUGCUGUAUGGUCCGCCGGGUACAGGAAAGACCAUGCUGGCGAAAGCGCUCGCAAAGGAGAGCGGCGCCACCUUCAUUAACAUGCACGUUUCGACCCUCACCAACAAAUGGUUCGGCGAGUCAAAUAAGCUCGUCGCCGCGCUUUUCAGCUUGGCACGCAAGCUUCAGCCCUCCAUCGUCUUCAUCGACGAGAUCGACAGCUUCCUUCGCGAACGAGCUAGUGGCGACCACGAGGUGACAGGAAUGAUGAAGGCUGAGUUCAUGACUCUGUGGGAUGGGCUGACGUCCUCAACAGACCGUAUCAUGGUGCUGGGCGCCACGAACCGACCUAACGAUAUCGACUCGGCCAUCCUACGUCGAUUGCCUAAGAGAUACGCCGUCUCGCUGCCGAGUGCUGCCCAACGCGAAAAGAUCCUCUCGCUCAUGCUUGAGGCUACAACGCUCGAUCCAAAUUUCAAGAUGUCCGAGCUGGUCAAGCGCACCGAGGGAUACAGUGGCAGUGAUCUCAAGGAGCUCUGCAGAAAUGCAGCCAUGAGACCGGUGCGCGAGUUCCUGCGUAGCAAACAAGGUCGUGAAUCGGUGGCCGAAAGGAGACGUCUCGCAACCGCCGGUGUAGGUCUCAAUGGGAAGUCGAGCGUCGACGGCACGCCCAACGGCACCUUGACUCCCUCUGAAACGGAUAUCGUACCGACCGCCUCGGCUGCUGCCAAGAUCGAGUCAAGACCGCUACGGAACUCGGACUUCUUCGUCAUCGACUCCGCAGCGACACCAGUCAAUGGCUCAAGGUCGGCACCCAUGGCUGUUGACGACGAGCCUUUGGACUGA